Molecule: messenger RNA, 519 nt
Organism: Helobdella robusta
Lineage: Eukaryota; Metazoa; Annelida; Clitellata; Rhynchobdellida; Glossiphoniidae
Exons: 4
Biological process (GO): translational initiation
Cellular component (GO): eukaryotic translation initiation factor 4F complex
Molecular function (GO): translation initiation factor activity; RNA 7-methylguanosine cap binding
Source: RefSeq, a predicted model, not a curated record
GGAAUAGGAGAGCACCCUCUUCAGUAUACUUAUACUUUAUGGUUCUCUAAAAGAACUCCUGGAAAAAUGUCUUCUCAGUCCUACGAUCAAAAUUUAAAAAAAAUUGGUUCUUUCGUUUCGGUGGAACAGUUUUGGAGGUAUUACAGUCACAUGAUUAGACCUGGCGAUUUAACCGGUCAUAGCGUCUAUCACCUUUUUAAAGAGGGCAUCAGGCCAAUGUGGGAAGACAAUGCUAAUUGCAAUGGAGGAAAAUGGAUGAUACGAUUAAAAAAAGGAUUGGCUUCCAGAUGUUGGGAGAAUUUAAUAUUAGCUAUGUUGGGAGAGCAAUUUGUUGUAGGUGACGAAUUAUGCGGGGCAGUGAUUUCUAUUAGGUUCCAAGAAGAUAUUCUGUCAUUAUGGAACAAGACUGCCACAGAUCAAACCACUAUAGCUCGCAUUCGAGAUACUCUUAAAAGAGUUCUAAACCUUCCCACUAGUGCUGUUAUGGAAUAUAAAACUCACAACGAAAGCAUAAAGUAA